Messenger RNA from Symbiodinium sp. CCMP2592, 585 nucleotides. NCBI's taxonomy places the organism in Eukaryota, Dinophyceae, Suessiales, Symbiodiniaceae. The record is from the annotation of a GenBank genome assembly.
AUGGCGCGCCGCUCUUUAGGGCUGUGCAGUGCAGCAACAAGAGCAUUUGUGGAACAAUGUGAGUUCCUGAGUCUGGGGUGCUAUUGUGCCCCUGCAUAUGCGCUGCAGCUUUUGGGGCUGCGCAAACACUCAUAUCCAUUCGACUGGACUCGCACAUCGUUGCAGAGCAUCCUGGAUUGCAUCGACGCGCGAUUUAUGGACUUUAUGUGGUACUCAACCUACCAGCAGAUGGGCCCUCACCACGUCUUCGGUGGCACACCUUGGGGCGGAGCCUUUUGGCACCACAACCCCUUGUGCGAGACCACGUGUAAUGAUAUGCAGAAGCGCUCUCAGCGCUUUAUGGGCCUCAUGGAAGUUGGACCUCGCACUUCAAGAUUCUUUAUCCGAGUCGUGAAUGCUGCGCAUGAGAUUCGUCGAUGUCUGGAAUUACGCCACCGUCUGCAGAGUUUGUACGCAGGGGAUGUCUAUGUUGUUUUGGUGUUGGAGAUGCAGAAGGACAGGGGACCAGUGAUUGUGAAUACUCCAGAUGGUGGCUGCGAUGCAUGGUGGUGGAAGUUGAAGGUUGUUGCGUUUACCGGCAGCUGA